AUGAAAGGGUUAGGAGCCAACCGCAGCCGUCACCUGUCUGAUUCCUGUGAACCAGCAGGAUGUCCCCAGAAGCCGCUCUGCCCCUUGACCUCUGACCCUCACGGCUCUUUUCUGAUGAGCCCCACUAUAAAUCACUAUGCCACACUGGACCCCCAUCUCCAUCACUUCCCUCCUACCAGCCCCACUCCCCUGACCCCUGACUGCCUAUUGCCCUUCAACCAAAUGUCCAACAGCAGCACCUUCCCUCGUCUCCACUUCAGUUCCCAGACUGACCCAGUUGACUGCUCCCAGAGCUGCAUCACAGCUGGGGGUGGCGCUGGGCAGGGCAGCAGGGCGGGUACACUGUCCACCUCCAUGUCUAUGGGUAUGGGCUUGGGCCUUGGUCUUAGCGGUGCCCCCAUGAUCACCAGUGGAUCAGCCACUAUUUCCUCUGCAGCAGCAGCAAAGAUGAAUCGGUUACCCUCCAACCUUUUGGAUCAGCUAGAGAGGCACCUGCCCCUGCAACGUGACGGCUUCAGUACACUGCAGUUCCACAGAGGACGUAUGUCCAAGCAGCGCAGUGAGAGUCCAGGACGUAUACGCCACCUGAUGCAUUCUGUGCAGAAGCUUUUUGCCAAAUCCCAGUCCCUGGAAAGCUCUGCAAUCAAAGGGAGUCUUAAUGGCCGCACUGCUGGAGGUGGCACCGUGGGGGCUGGAGAGGAUGGGACUAGACCAACCCGCAGGAGCAAGAGUAAAGACAGGGCUAAGACUGAAGGGCCAAAGCAGAGAUCCAGGCCCAAUGCACUAGGCCUCUGGAGCUCAGAUGAUGCCCUGGACACUGACACUACCAAAGCUGGCACUAUCGCUGUAGGUUACCGUAACCCACUGAGCAUGAUGACUCUUGGCAGGGCAGUGUCAGACAGCCAGGCCCCUCCCAGACAUAUCCCACAGGGCUACAACACCAUUUCUGCACAUACGCUCAAGACCUCGAAAAGCAGCAGUGACCUCAAGUUGCUGGCCUGCCCAGCCAUGCAGGUGGGAUCAAAGGAAGAGGAGGGCAAAAACAGGGGAAGUAAGGAGGGCACACUGGUGAAGAGGGGCUCUUGGUCCACUCUGACCCUUAGCCAGGCCAGGCAGGUGUUACAGAAGGGCUCUGCUACAGUCAACCGGACCUUGCUUAAGUCCAAAUCGUGCCACCAGGAUUUGGCACACCAGUACCUCCAGGUUCCCCUGGGGGACUGGUCAGGAACUUUGGGUCGUGGGCGGGCCAGGGGAACCGAGAUCCCUUGUCGAAGGAUGCGCAGUGGCAGCUACGUGAAAGCCAUGGGAGACCCAGAGGAGAGUGAGGACUCAGAGGGCAGCCCCAAACCCUCCCCCAAAAGUGCAGCCCGCCGUCAAAGCUACCUGAGGGCCACACAGCAUUCUCUGAGCGAGCAGCAGCCACCACCACCCCAACGCAAGCCUCGUUGCUACGCUCUCAUGCGGGAGGAUUAUCUGUGGUCUCCACUACAGAGUGCAUGCUCUAUGCAGCAUCUGAGCACUCUACCGUCCCUGAAAGAGUUAUCCACUAACCGGAGCCUUGAUAACUUAGACUGCCUGAUGAGCCCAGUGGACACGCCUCCACGACACUGGAACAAUGAGUUCAACCAAGGCUUUGCUACACUGGGCAGAGGCAUAGGCACUCAGGUAUGCGGGCAGGGCUAUGGGCGCCCAAUACCACACUGUGAGGGAGAAUCGCAGGCAAUGGAGGCUCUGGAUCUGCCUGCUGCUACGUGCUUCCGGUCGCGCAGUCAUAGCUACCUGCGGGCCAUCCAAGCAGGCUGCUCCCAGGAUGAAGAUACAGCAUCUGUGGACUCAGACUCACCACCACCUACCACCACAGGCUGUAUCUAUAGCUCCAGCACCAUCAGCAAUAGGAAGGCUCCUCCUCCAGUCCCUCCCCGUACCACCUCCAAGCCCCUUAUCUCAGUGACGGUGCAGAGCAGCACUGAGUCGGCCCAGGACACCUACCUGGACCAGCAGGACCGCGGCAGCGAGGCCAACAGCCAGUCGGGACGCAGCAAUUCCUCCGACAGCCUCUGUAGCAUCCGUACCGGCAGUCUGGCUAAGGGCACCCAGCCCCCGGCCCCCACCCCUGCCGCUGCCCCUGCACCCACUGAAGCCUCUUCAUUCCCAGUCCCUGCCCCUCGUGAACUCCCUCCCACCACCGCUACUACCACCACCUCUUCCUCAACCACCACUACUAGCACCUCCACCCAGCCCCAGAAUGACACCCUAAGUGCUGGUGUCACCCUAGAGCAGCCAUCGUCUGCACCCAAGAGGAAACUGUCCUCCAUCGGAAUCCAGGUGGACUGCCUUUUGCCAAUCCCAAGAGAGGAGCCACUCCAGCUGACUGCUCCCCUGAAGUUCCAGUCAAUUGGCGUUCAAGUGGAGAACGGCAGGCCUCUCAGCCGGGGCGGCAGCAUGGCCUCCAGACAAAAUACAGAGUCUGAGCCCCAGGAUGCAGUACCCUCAGAAAACAACGUGGCAAACUGCGCCAACAGCGAGGCGGUGAAUUCUGCAACCCCUAAUGGAGAGGACACACCCACGGAACAGCAGCCCGUCAAACAUGCCUCUGUCCCUUCAAGGAUAUCCAGCUCACUCCCGGAGAAUCUCGACCCAGCACUGGACCCCUCCUCCCUGCCGCCCCCAGACCCCAGCCUGGAGACCGCAAACUGCAGCACCCAGCACGGAGACAGUGUUCAGUCUGCCACCCCUGCCUGCCUCCGAGACGGCAACUGGUUCCUGAAGUUGCUGCAGGCGGAGACAGGCCGCAUGGAGGGCUGGUGUCAACAGAUGGAGCAGGAGACUAAAGACAACAAGCUCUCGGAGGAGGUUUUGGGGACGAUCCGCAGUGCAGUGGGCAGUGCCCAGCUCCUCAUGUCGCAGAAGUUUCAGCAGUUCAGAGGGCUCUGUAAUGAGAACUUGAACGUGAACGCCAACCCACGGCCCACAGCACAGGACCUGGCUGGGUUCUGGGAUCUGCUUCAGCUCUCCAUAGAAGACAUCAGCAUGAAGUUUGACGAGCUCUACCAGCUCAAAGCCAACAACUGGCAACUUCCUGAGAAAUCAGAGAAGAAGGAGGAGAAGAAGCAGCCUCCAUCGUCAGUGCCAAAGAAGCAAUCUAAGCCCAAGCUGUCGGCGGGGAAGGACCGGAGCGUGGACUCGGCUGUAGACAAGCAGCGGCAAGAAGCCAGGAAACGGUUGAUGGCAGCGAAGCGUGCAGCAUCGGUACGACAGAACUCUGCCACGGAAAGCGCCGACAGCAUCGAGAUCUACGUCCCUGAGGCCCAGACCCGCCUCUGAGAGAGAACCACCGCCGGUUCCCCAUGAAGGAAUAUCCCGAUUCACUUCAGACACUCACUGACACAGACACAAAGACAGAAUUGAGACGAACACACAGAAGUACAAGGGAUGCAGAGACCGAUUCCCUCAUGGCGGCACAGCUGAAGACGAGAGGGGAUCACAAGGCUCCGAAAUUAUCCAGAACAAUGCAAGCAAUCUCCUGGCUGCCAUGGGACAGAAAUAACCUUGACAGAUGUUUAAUACUAUUGUUAUUAUUGUUAUUACUAUUGACAUUAUAAUAAUUAUUAUCUCCCAAAAUAUAUCAAGACUGUCUUAAAUGUGCAAAUAUCUUGGAUAAAGACAUCCUAUUCCUUGUGAGCUGAAGAAUCUCGGUAUCCCAGAAGUUUACUCUCUUUACUCCCCUCACUGCUGAGUCUACAGGCAAGUCCUGGCUGCCUGGUUUACGAGCUGAGCUACCACCCACACACACUCAGGAUACACAUGCAGGUGUACUCACUGUCCACAGAGUCUUCCUGUUCUCUAUUUGUAUUAGGCUGCCACUCAUCGGGUGUGGUGUGUAAGCUUUACUGUGUAUGAAAUAUAAGAUGGUGUUGAUGUACUCAGAGGUUUAAAACACAGAGAACCAGAGGAAGGCAGUAGCAUACAUUAUAAAUAUCACACUCUGGUUAUUACCAUGUUCAUUUUGUAAAUGUUCUAUACCAGAUUAUUUGUUAGAAAGAGGUCAGUGUUCAGUACCAAGGUAGUUUUUUAUAGACAAAGUACAUGUACUGUCAUGAUAUAUUAGCACUUGAUGCAAUCAUUCACUCCAUUUAUCUCCCCCCCUCGCUCCUUUUUGCAAACACACACUACACAAGUUUGUGUCUGUGGAUGCCCAUUUUUAAAGUCUUAAAUUUGUUUAUUUUGGGGGGGGAGCGAAUUGACUGGCCAGUUCAUGUGCGCUACAGAGGAAUGUAUGAAAUGUAUGCAUUUAAAAGCUCAUUUUGACUUGAUGACUGCACUUUCCAUUCACCUCAAUAAUCAAAACUUUGCCCACCUCUGCUUCUAUAAUCAUUCUUUCACUGUAUCCUCAUGUGAUGUAGGGGACCAAGACAUGGACCAUUUUAUAAAGCAUUCCCGCUCAACCAAAACUGUCAGACCAUGUGUUAUGGUGGGGAUUUACUCUUCAGUGGAAAGGAAAUGGGAUAGCAAUAAUAAAAUGUACUAGUAUUGUAAGCUAGUGUUGCAAGUAGGUGUCCAGUCUUAAAUUGUUUAACUUUGCAUUUCCAACAAGGCUGCUGAACGUGAAUAAUAAUUAUUUAGAAGUUGUCCGUUUCUUUUUUGAAAUGAUUGCUUUCAGAAAGGCUAAUGAAAAUCUCAGGUUGAGCACUCAAAGCCAACAGUUGAAACUAUAACUAACAUCUGAUAUUUAUAGCAUAACCACUAAGUAAUUAAAUAAAUGCUCAGAGCUAUGUCCAAAUAUUUUAAGUAUCCCUAUCAGAAAUUGUGUUUACUGAAAUUUUGGUCAAAAUUAAUCACAGGGCUUACUAAGUUUAUUUAAUUCUGACUACUUAAUCAUUUGUGUCCUUCAGUCCCCUCUCUAGCAUUUUGCCAUGUCCAGAAAAUCAUUUAAACUGAAGACCUCUGUUACAUUUUUAAUUUAAAUUUUUAAUGUUAAUGUGACACUUUCUGUGACUUGUGUCCAAGGUGAAGUCAACCAAGGUUUGUCUGUUGACUUCUGUGAAAUUCAUGGUGCUGAAUAUGAUUGAAUAUUGUACUAAGUGUACCAUGUAGUUGAAUUGAUUGGAUUCUCAACAUUUCAGUGAGGCUUUUAUGAGCCGCUCAUGACUCCAGCUACAUGUCCGCUCACAGUUUGUCAUUGUGCAUUCAUCAGCUCAGUCCGGACAUCACGCCGUGUCUAGUCAACAUCCAACACAGUGACACUUGACUAUGGAAAAUAUGUUGGAGAUGAAUACAGGUGGAGUCGCUCUUGUGUUUUUAGCAGGUAGAAUCACAGGUGUUAGGGAUGCUGGAAUGCAGGUGGGCAUAGUUGAUGCUCAUGUACAGAUCCAGAUAGAUUUUCACUAUUUUUUUUUUUCUUUCUUUAGUAAGAGCUGGCUCUCCCCCUACUGGUCAACCCUUGCAUCACUCUCCACACACAAUCUCGAUCACUCCAUUUUGUAUCUUUUAAGUUCUCGUCAAUGAAAUAAGUGAAGUAGAGCUGGGAAUACUGAUGCAACACCAGGUUGCUGAUUUUAUUAUUUUGUUAUGUGUUUAUUUGUAUUACAUCAACAAUGGACAUGUACAUUUCAUUGUCCAAAGAAAUCAUUAAACAUCCUUUUGCUACA
This is a messenger RNA of Myripristis murdjan (pinecone soldierfish), 5648 nucleotides long. It is a transcript of the gene dlgap4a, whose product is annotated as discs, large (Drosophila) homolog-associated protein 4a. Gene Ontology annotation, biological process: signaling. Lineage: Eukaryota; Metazoa; Chordata; Actinopteri; Holocentriformes; Holocentridae. Gene Ontology annotation, cellular component: postsynaptic specialization; glutamatergic synapse. The record is from RefSeq and is a predicted model, not a curated record. The coding region runs from base 1 to 3324 and encodes 1107 amino acids. Gene Ontology annotation, molecular function: molecular adaptor activity. The transcript is spliced from 11 exons.